AAGGAAACAGAAAGCAGAUGGCAGCAAAACAUCCUCGCCUGACACACUUUCAAAGGAGGAUAGUUCAGAAUGUGACCCUACACCAUCUAAUAGAAGCAAGCUGGAAAAGGAGUUCAAAGGGAAAGAAGAAAAGACAUCAGUGUCACUACAGAAUUACCACGCUUUUUUCCGAGAACUGGACAUUGAGGUCUUCUCUGUUAUGCGUUGUGGGCUUGUGACCAAGUUCAUCUUAGAUACUGAAAUGCACACUGAAGCUACGGAAAUUGUGCAACUUCAGCCUCCUGAGCUGCUUUUCUUGCUGGAAGAUCUCUCCCAGAAACUGGAGAAUAUGCUGACACCCUCUGUUGCCAGGAGAAUCCCCUUCCUCAAGAGUAAAGGAAACCGGAAUAUUGGAUUCUCACAUCUCCAUCAGAGAUCUGCCCAAGAAAUUGCUCAUAGUAUUGUUCAACUGCUAGCUCCAAUGUGUAACCAUCUGGAGAACAUUCACAACUAUUUUCAGUGCUUAGCUGCUGAGAACCAUGGUGUAGUUGAUGGCCCAAGAAUGAAAGUUCAGGAGUACCACAUAAUGUCUUCAUGCUAUCAGAGGCUACUGCAGAUUUUUCAUGGGCUUUUUGCUUGGAGUGGAUUUUUACAGCCUGAAAAUCAUAAUUUACUGUAUUCAGCCCUUGAGGUCCUUACCAACCGACUGAAGCAAGGAGAGCCCGACCAGUCCUUGGAGGAAUUGCUCAGCCAGAGCUUCAAUUACUUGCAGAAUUUCUCUCACAGCGUUCCCAGUUUCCAGUGUGCUCUUUAUCUCAUCAGACUUUUGAUGGUCAUUUUGGAGAAAUCUACAGCUCCUACUCAGAACAAAGAAAAAAUUGCUUCGUUGGCCAAACAGUUUCUCUGUCGGGUGUGGCCAAGUGGGGAGAAAGAGAAGAGUAGCAUCCCUACUGAACAGCUCCAAACUUUGCUCAGCAUUUACCUGGAGCAUACAAACAGUGUUCUGAAGGCCAUAGAGGAGAUUGCUGGGGUUGGUGUCCCAGAACUGAUCAAUUCUCCUAAAGAUGCAUCUUCUUCCACGUUCCCUACCCUGACCAGGCACACCUUUGUCAUUUUCUUCCGUGUGAUGAUGGCUGAACUAGAGAAGACAGUAAAGGGUCUUCAGGCUGGCACAGCAGCAGACUCACAACAGAUUCAUGAAGAGAAGCUCCUCUACUGGAAUAUGGCUGUUCGAGACUUCAGUAUCCUCAUCAGCCUGAUAAAGGUGUUUGAUAGUCGUCCUGUUCUGCAUGUAUGUUUGAAGUAUGGACGUCUCUUUGUGGAAGCAUUUCUGAAGCAGUGUAUGCCGCUCCUAGACUUCAGUUUUAGAAAACACCGGGAGGAUGUUCUGAGCUUACUGGAAACCUUCCAGCUGGAUACGAGGCUGCUUCAUCACCUGUGUGGGCAUUCCAAGAUUCACCAGGACACGAAACUCACCAAACAUGUGCCUUUGCUCAAAAAGACCCUGGAGCUUUUAGUUUGCAGAGUGAAAGCCAUGCUUAUCUUCAACAAUUGCAGGGAGGCUUUCUGGCUGGGCAACCUCAAAAACCGGGACUUGCAGGGUGAAGAGAUUAAGUCCCAGAACUCCGAGGAGAGUGAGGAUGAUACAGCAUCCCAGGUUUCCAAGAGCAAAGCAACGGAGGAUGGUGAAGAUGAUGAAGUAAGUGAUGGAGAAAAGAAGCAAGAUAGUGAUGAGAGUGAUGAUGACUCCAACUAGACCACAGAGAGACGGAUGCCCCUUCUCCAUCUCUGCUAGCCUCUUCCCAUUUUGUGUUCAGGGUUUGGAAUCUGCGGUCUUACCUUCCUUACCGGAAGCAUCCUGUUUUGUCAUUAGGAGGGUGGGCUUUACUGAAUCACCUUAAUUGUGAAUUUCACAGGUCAUCUAACAUCAUCAAAGACCCUGGCUCAGGAUUCCACUGUAGCGUUACUUACCAGUCUGGGCAAACAUGGCAGUGCUUUGCUGUGGAAUAGUCAACAAUUCUGGGCUUUGAAAGCUAGUUUUGAAACUUAGAAAUUUAGGAUUGUACCAGUUUUACAAAUAAAUUCUGUUUUAAGUUUUGCCUCAA
Messenger RNA from Leptonychotes weddellii (Weddell seal), 2084 nucleotides. Lineage: Eukaryota; Metazoa; Chordata; Mammalia; Carnivora; Phocidae. The record is from RefSeq and is a predicted model, not a curated record.